Messenger RNA from Peronospora matthiolae, 2622 nucleotides. Lineage: Eukaryota; Oomycota; Peronosporomycetes; Peronosporales; Peronosporaceae. The record is from the annotation of a GenBank genome assembly.
AUGGACGCCUCCUCCCUCCGCAUCUCCAAGUUCGAUGGAACUAACUUCCACGCCUGGAAGUUCAAGAUGCAGAUGGUGCUGGAGGAACGGGACCUAUGGGAGGUCGUCAGCGGUGAGAUCAAGGCGGAACAGUGCGAGACUCAGUUGGACCAAGCGACGUACAAGAGGAAGUCAAGAAAGGCGAUGGCAGUGAUCUGUCUAGCCAUGGAAGAUUCCCAGCUACCGUUGGUCCGGUCGGCAAGUGGUGCAUGCGACGCAUGUUCAAGGUUGGAAGACCACUUCGAGAAGAAGAGUCUUGCCAACAAGCUGUUCUUGCGCCGUCGCUUCUUCACGACAAUGAUGGAAGAAGGCGACGAUGUGCUCGAACACAUCAAUAAGCUCAAGACGCUGGCGGAACAGCUAGAAGCGGUGGGGGCUCCAGUCUGCGAGGACGAUCUGGUGAUCACACUCCUCGGCAGCCUGAGUGACUCGUAUCAAUUCUUGAUCACAGCUUUGGAGUCGCGCUCAGACACUCUUAGCUGGGAGCUCGUGACGUCUCGACUGCUUCAUGAAGAAAUGAAGCGGAAGGAGCAAGGAAGUAAAGGUGAUGAAGCUUCGGAAGGUCAAGCGUUCAUCACAAGGGACAAUCAGCGCAAAGGGCGACCAGUGAAGAAGUCCUGGCCGUGCCACAAUUGCGGAAAGAUUGGUCACUGGAUGGCGGAGUGCCCCUCGCGCAUCCAAGAAAACACGGAGAGACACCGGCCACAGCGUGCUCAAGACAGCGGCGACCGCUAUCGAUCACAACGUGCAAACGUCGCUCAAGAAGAAGACUCGGGCGACUACCUCUUUUCGAUCGGUGAAACGACAUCUGCGAAAUCGAGCGACAUCUGGCUGGUCGACUCCGGGGCGACGCAGCACAUGACGUGCUCCAAGAAGUUCAUGCGGAACUACAAGGGGUUUGACGCUGUGGAUGUCCAUCUCGCGGAUGAUGGAAUCGUCCAAGCAAUCGGCAGUGGGGACAUUGUCAUGUCGAUGAAGACACCCCAAGGGAUGAAGAAAGGUGUGCUCACAAACGUGUGGCACAUCCCAAAGUUAUCCAGAAACCUGUUCUCGGUCGGCCGCUUCACCAAGGAUGUCGGCCCAGUGACGUUCACGAAGGAUGGGUGCUAUGGAGAAGCGAAAGGGACCAAGUGGAAAAUUGGUGCCCGUGAAGGUAAAGGACUGUUCAAGCUGCAAAUGACUCCAGUGGCGCCGGAACAAGCAAAUGCAGCCAAGUCGUCGGGAUGUCAAGGGGGCACCAAGUCGUACCUCUGGCACCUUCGGCUUGGCCACAUAGGUCACGAUGGACUCAAUUGCAUCGUGACGAAGAACAAUGGAAUUGGCAUCGACAUAUCUUCGGUGAAGAAGUGGGACGUGUGUGAAGGUUGUGCUCUGGGAAAACAGACUCGAGUGCGCUUCCAAUCAAACACUACAGCUCGCACCUCCAAACUCCUCGAAGUGAUUCACAGCGACGUAUGCGGACCGAUGUCGAUGGCAACUUUCAGUGGAAAACGGUACUUCGUGACAUUCAUCGAUGACAAGUCAAGAUACUGUGUCGUCUAUCUGCUCAAGAGCAAAUCUGAAGUUGCGGCGAAGUUCAUGGAAUACGCUGCGAUGGCCGAAACGCAAACCGGAAAGCGCGUGAAGUACCUUCAAAGCGACAAUGGGGGUGAAUACAAGUCCGACAAGCUGGCACGAUUCUGCGCGGAACGGGGAAUACAACAAAGGUUCACACCCCCAUAUACUCCUCAGCUAAACGGAGUAGCUGAGAGAAUGAAUCGCACGCUGGUCGAGUGUGCGCGUUGCAUGAUGGAACACGCUGGACUGGGAAAGAGCUACUGGGGUGAAGCAGUGAUGACGGCGAUGUUUCUUCGAAACCGCUGUCCAACACGUGCCAUUCACCAAGACAAGUCUCCAUAUCAAGUGUGGACGAUGAAGAAACCGAUUCUGGCCAACCUUAAAGUGUUUGGAUGCCACGCGUAUGUUCAAGUGCCUCAAGACAAACGCGCGAAGUUCGACUCCAAGUCAUCACUCUGUCGUUUCCUGGGAUACGCCGAACACCAGAAGUCAUAUCGAUUUGAGGAAGUGUCAACAGGAGCGAUCAAGAUCAGUCGCGAUGCCACAUUCAUGGAAGACAAGUUUGAUGAAGGUCCGCGCAACUACAACGAUGAGUCAAGUGUCGUUGAGUUUGAUGAUCAUGAUGAGGACGAAGAAAAAGAAGAAGGUAAAACUGACGACGACAUGGACUCGAGCGACGAUGACAACGAAGACACCAGGUCUUCGAAGAGCAACAUCAAGAGACACACGCGCACUCAAUCACUUGAGAAAGCUACCGUCAUUCCAAGUCCCAAGCGAAGAACGUACAGAGGUCCGUCGCUUGAGCAUGUGUCAGCGGCUGCAAUGGAUUUUGAAGCAGCCUACAUCGUUGAUUCAGUGGGGGAAACGCCGACUACAUUCAAGUCGGCGAUGGAAUCAAGCGACUCCGGCAAGUGGAAAGAAGCGUGUGACUCGGAGUUCGAUUCGCUUCAGAGAAACGACACGUGGGAAAUCGUGCCUCUUCCGAAGGUCGCAAGGCCAUCGGGUGCCGAUGGGUUUUUCGUGUAA